Molecule: messenger RNA, 2607 nt
Organism: Cajanus cajan (pigeon pea)
Lineage: Eukaryota; Viridiplantae; Streptophyta; Magnoliopsida; Fabales; Fabaceae
Product: cationic amino acid transporter 2, vacuolar
Biological process (GO): amino acid transport; transmembrane transport
Cellular component (GO): membrane
Molecular function (GO): amino acid transmembrane transporter activity
Source: RefSeq, a predicted model, not a curated record
AAAUCAUUUGACAGAUGUCGAAAGAAUUUUCGGUGGUUGAGAGGAUAAUUCGGAGGACAUAGCAGUGUGACGGCGAUGCUUGUAUGCUUGGAAGCAUGCACAUAGAGAAAUCACAGAACAAUUUGCAGAGUAAGAAAAACAGAAACUUUGAAUAAUUGAAAGGGAGAAUAGUAGCCACUGGGAUUACCCUUGAUCAAGGGUAUGUGUCUUCUCCUUCCCAUAAAAACCACAAUCACAAGGAAAGGGAGAAUUCAACUGUUUCUUAUUUUUUUUUCUUCUUCUUUUGUUUCUAUCUCUCUGACCCAAAUUAAUUGAUUAACUAAUUCCAAAGAUGCCUUCUCUGCUACUAACCAUUAUUUCCCAGAUAUAUAAUAGUGUGCCUUGUUGAGCCAAGAGAAAAAGAAAAGGUUUGUUUCAUGGGGAUUUGGGUUGAUUCAGAAGAGGGUCGUAAAACUGGAGGACUCUUUUCAUGGAGGUUUUUAACCAGAAGGAAAAGGGUGGAUUCUGCAGUUAAGAGCCACUCUCAAGGCCAACUUGCAAAGGAGUUAACGGUGCCUCAUCUCAUGGCAAUUGGCGUUGGUGCAACAAUUGGUGCUGGUGUGUAUGUUCUGGUUGGAACGGUGGCUCGGGAACACACUGGACCCGCUUUGCCACUCUCUUUUGUGGUGGCUGGAUUUGCUGCUGCUCUUUCUGCUCUUUGCUAUGCAGAGUUGGCUAGUCGCUGUCCUUCUGCUGGAAGUGCAUAUCACUACUCAUACAUUUGUGUUGGAGAAGGAGUUGCUUGGUUGAUUGGUUGGGCCUUAAUACUGGAAUACACAAUUGGUGGAGCUGCGGUUGCUCGUGGCAUAACGCCUAAUUUGGCUGCACUUAUCGGAGGAGAGGAAAAUUUGCCCAGCUUCUUAUCGCGUCAUCUCAUUCCAGGGAUUAACAUUGUGGUUGAUCCAUGUUCAGCAAUUAUAGUAUUUAUUAUUACUGGGCUUCUAUGUGUUGGGAUUAAAGAGAGUACAGUGGUGCAAAGUAUAAUCACAUCAGUGAACAUAUGUGCAUUGAUUUUUGUGAUAGUGGCUGGUGGUUACUUGGGAUUCAAAUCUGGAUGGGUUGGAUAUAAGCUUCCCACAGGGUAUUUUCCCUUUGGGGUGGAUGGCAUGCUAGCUGGUUCUGCAACAGUCUUUUUCGCAUACAUAGGUUUUGAUGCAGUUGCCAGCACUGCUGAAGAGGUGAAAAAUCCUCAAAGAGAUUUGCCACUGGGUAUUGGUGCUUCAUUGUUUCUAUGUUGUGGAUUGUACAUGAUGGUCUCCAUUGUUAUUGUGGGUUUAGUGCCUUAUUAUGUGAUUAACCCUGACACCCCCAUAUCAUCUGCAUUUGCUGACAAUGGAAUGCAAUGGGCAGCAUACGUUAUAAAUGCUGGGGCUUUUACAGCGUUAUGCGCAUCAUUGAUGGGUGGAAUAUUGCCUCAGCCAAGAAUAUUGAUGGCUAUGGCAAGGGAUGGGUUGCUGCCACCGUUUUUUUCUGACAUAAACAAGCGCAGCCAGGUUCCUGUUAAGAGCACCAUAGUUACUGGCCUUGUUGCUGCAGCCUUGGCAUUUUCCUUGGAAGUCUCUGAACUCGCUGGGAUGGUCAGUGUGGGUACACUUCUUGCAUUCACAAUGGUGGCAAUAUCUGUGUUAAUACUAAGAUAUAUCCCACCAGAUGAGGUUCCAUUGCCCCCUUCUCUCCAGGAACCAAUUGUUUCAACCUCAAGGCAAUAUAUCUGGAGCAAUUUGGAGGCAAAUGAAGAAGAUACAAAGGCAAAUGUUGGUGCUUCUUGGAGCGAGAAACCUGUAAUUGUUAAAGAAGAUGAAUCAAUUGAUUAUCCCCUCAUUGCUGAAGAUCCUGUCAUAGGCAAAUAUGUACACGAGGGUAAUAGGAGAAAAGUUAUUGGGUGGGUAAUAGCAUUGACAUGCUUAGGGGUUUUAGUCCUCACAUUUGCAGCUUCAAAUAAAACUAUUCUCAGUUCUGUUCGCUUUGCAUUAUGUGGAGUUGGUGGCACUCUUCUUCUAUGUGGUUUUGUCUUCCUGAACUGUAUGGAUCAAGAUGAUGCCAGACACAACUUUGGGCACUCUGGAGGUUUCACUUGCCCAUUUGUUCCCCUGCUGCCCGUGGCUUGCAUUCUUAUCAAUUCCUAUUUACUUAUUAAUCUUGGGGCUUCUACUUGGGCACGUGUUUCUAUAUGGCUGGCAAUAGGAGUUAUUGUUUAUGUAUUUUAUGGCCGAACCCAUAGCACACUGAAAGAUGCAGUUUAUGUGCCACUGGCAACAACUCAAGUGGAUGAUACCUAUCAAGCCUCCACAAGCUGUCUUGCGUAAUCUCCAUGAACUAUGUGGAGCUUGCAUGCAAAAAACAAAAAUAGUGUCGCUUUACUAGUGAUGUCGAGUCACUGGUUGUACAUAUGAUGUACAUAUUGUAAGAAAAAUGUACAUCACCAUGUGGAGCUUGCUCGCAUAGAAAAUAGAGCUGCUUUACUAAUGAUAUAUUUAGCUGUCACUAGUUGUAUAUCACCACAAGGAUAUGUAUGUAUUAUAAGAAAAAAUGUGGAGUUAUAAUUCAAAUUUAGCUUUUGUACUAAAU